GGUUCAUCUUCAGAAGUCUCGUUUUGGUCAAGGAAGCAUAGACCGGGGAUUCCUUCUUCUCAUUCAAGGGCAUUCAUCACGCUCAUUUGGCUGUCAAACUUUCUUGUUCUCUUCAUUAUGAUGAUCGGGAAAACCCACUGUCCCAAGAUUUGGCGUUGUAUUUUGAAUGCAGUCCCGUGUCCUAUUCUUUUCUAUGGUAAGGAUUUUUUUACCUAAUACCGGGCACCCUGCAGACACUCCUGUCUCUGACGUGUUCCAAGCACUGGGAAUAAUUUUUUUGUAUUCUUGAGUGGAAGCUCACAAGCCUUGACUUCACUCCUCGGAUACAUUGGACAUUCCCCAUUGCUUUCCAAUACGCAUCCAAGUGAACUAGUCACCCGUUUCCUAACCUUCUUUCAAUCCCAGCUCGCGACUAGGAACCUCUCAGGGCGAAAUCCAUCAUUCAAAAACAGGUCUAGUUUCAUUUCUAAAUGGCCGAAUCUUCGAGAACAAUUAAUCACAGGCUCAACGAGCUCUUGAGUGAAGGCAAAGCUUCUCAAAUAAAGCUCGAUGUUGAGUCAGCCCUCAAGUACUCAGACAUUUUGAAGCAAAACAUUCUAGGCAAAGACAAGCAAGAAAAAGUGAAUUCCAUAGUUGUUUUUGCGAAGCUUUUAGAUUGCGUUUCUGCGCCCGAAUCUGAAUCUGUAUCUCCCGAUUUUCAGUUGAUCUUGGACGAAAGCCUAUUCGAUGCUUUGUUCUCGAUUGUGUCGAUGAAAAUGUCUGCAGAGACAUACAGAGCGAUUUUGAAGAUAGCUCUUUUGUCAAUUUCUGGGGGAAUGUACCCUUCGUGGUUCGGCAAGUCUUCUAUUGACAUUUAUUUGCCGAUUUUUCAAAGUCUUGUCACUUAUUUAGAUGUGAUUGAUGUUAUGACUGCCAAGUUGUACACCUCCGAAACGAAGGUCGUAUUGAGCUCCAUCUAUUUGGUAAACGAGCUCAUUGAAAAGGCAUUGCAAUUCAGCUAUGAUCGUAUCAUCACCCUCAGUGGCCGUCUCAAGCAUGUGAAGUUUUUUUUCACCAUCACAACAUUGGAAGAAGUAGAAGAAGCUCAUAUGCAAACGGCUAUAUCCGCUUUGGAAAAAUCCUACUUAAGCUUGAAUGAAUACUUGAGUAAGACACGUUUUCAUAUGUCUCUUACUUCCCAUCAAGUCAUGCUCACAAACCUUUUCGUAUUCUUGGACGUCUCCUUAAAUGAGUUCGGAACGCCUGCGUCUACUGAGGAAUAUGUGAAGGCGGGAUUCACCGCAGAUCCAAAAACAUUCGUGACUGAGAAAUUUACUAUAUUGCUUGCCAUGGACUUGAAGGUCUUCUUAAAGGACCCUAAUAUGGCUUUUAAAAAGAAGUUCCACGAAGAGUUAAUUAUGAGCGACCACAACCGCACGUUCCCGUUAUAUCUUUUUAUAUCGGAGUGCACCAAGUUGUGGCUCGACAUCUUUUACGAAAAAAAGACAUACCCUCGUAUCGCCAGUCACAUUCUUUCUUGGGAGUUGAUGAUCUAUUACUCAAUGAACAACUGUUUAUCUCUAUGGCAGGAGACAAAUUCGGUUUUGGAAAACUCUUCCGACAUCAAGGGAAUCAUUGAGCUCCUUAAAAUCAAUAUUUCAAUCCUAGAGAAUUCUCUCGCUGGCGUGGGUAAUAUUGAAGAGAGUUUGGAAGACUUCACCAAAAGAACCACAACGGAGAUUCGCCGCGAACAAUUUGAUCACAUGAAAAGCACUCAUGCCUUGAAAUGGGCGCCAAGAUUCAAGGGGUUCGACAAAACCUUGGCCAAGGAAACUAUAGACUUUGUUUGCGAACAAAGAGUUAUGCAACUUCUCAAAGGCUCAUGGGUUCAUACCGAAGCCCAUGCGGACAGACUUUUCGAUGGCAAAGUGAAGAAAUCUAUUUCGUCAAACUACUAUUUUAUCAUGCUAAGUCCAAAUAGAAGGCUUCUCCAUUACAAGGAGUUUAGUGAGGUGACUACCUUGAAGCCGACUUUGGAAGAGAUGGAGUCGCAGUCUAUUGCUUUAAAAGACAUUUCCGAAUUAAAGUCCAUAAAAAUUGGAAAUCUGAUUGGAGAAGAUGACAAGGCGAAAAGCGAUUCUUUGAUUUCGGUUAAGGGAACCAUCUCGUAUGAGAAAAUUAUCUUAUGGGAUCGGCAUCAGAAGACGCUACUUAGUUUCUAUACCAAUUCUGAGGAUAAGAAGGCGGUCUGGUUAGAUGGGUUGAAGAUGUUGAAGGGCUUGUCCCAGGAGAAAGACUUAUCAAAGGAAACCGCGCAGCAAUUGACAUCUUUGCAAGAAAUCAGAAAAAACACACAAUUACUUGUCUUGGAAAGCAAGGAUUUCGAAGACGUUGCGCCAAAAGAUGAGGUUGAAAGUGAUGAUAGCGAAGAGUACUACGAUCUUGACGAGUUGACAAGUAUCUCAGAGAAUUUUCACUUCGAGUAAAUGAAUAUAGAUAUAUACGAUACGACUUGAUAAUUGUCAGAACAUUUCGACUC
Messenger RNA from Metschnikowia bicuspidata var. bicuspidata NRRL YB-4993, 2518 nucleotides. RefSeq names its product Lmo1p (gene LMO1). The transcript has a single exon. The coding region runs from base 471 to 2465 and encodes 664 amino acids. The record is from RefSeq and is a predicted model, not a curated record. Lineage: Eukaryota; Fungi; Ascomycota; Pichiomycetes; Serinales; Metschnikowiaceae.